AUGGUCCACCACGCUGCCACCGCCUUCGUUUCGAACUUCGCACUCAUCGCAUUAGGGCUGCUGCUGAAGCGACGGGAAGUCGUGCAGGAAUCCGAUGGGCGCACGCUGUUGAAGUUGGCCUUGAACGUCACCACACCAGCAUUGCUGCUGCACACCUUCGCUGAAGCACCAACAGGAUCUGUAACCCCGUCCCUGGCGCCCGUGGCCUGGCUCUUGAGCUUCGGCCUGGGUGCUUUGGGUGCCUGGGUGGGCUUCCGGCACAAGGGCUCCAGGCAGGAGCGAGCGCUGCUCACUGGAAUGAUGACUGGGCUAAAUUUGGGUAUGUUCUCCUACCCCAUCAUCCAGGGCAUCUUCGGAGUGAAAGGUCUGUGCAUUGUGGCAUGCCUGGACAUUCCGAACAUGAUCGUGAACUUCGCAUACAACCGCGCGAUCUUCGAUGGCUUGGCCCAAGAGAGGCCAUCAGGCGCACGGCUGCUGCGCACGGCUGGCCGCCAGCUCUUGACAGCGCCCGCCAUGAUGGCAAUAUGGGUCGGCCUUGCCAUGCGCUGGCUUUCUCUACCCAUGCCUGCGCUGGUGGACGACACUUUGGCAGAGCUGGGCCACGCUAACAAGGUUCUGGUGAUGAUGGGAUUGGGCGUGCUCCUCAAGAUCCGCUUCACGAAGGAGCAACGCCGCCUUUUGCUGGAACUCCUGUCGCUACGCUGCACCUUGAGCUUUGCUGCAGCAGCCGCGACAGCAGCUCUGGCACCGCAACUGGGCGCCUUGGGCCACGGCGCUUCGCCCCUCGUUCAAACUGUGUGCGUGAUGGCCCUUUGCUGCCCUAUCCCAGCCGUCUCCGUGCAGUUUGCACUGGAGGUUGGCUGUGAUGGUGCACUGGCAGCCGCGGCAGCGAACUUGUCCAACCUCGUGGCUUUUCCUGUUCUGUUCGCAGUGGCAUCCUAUCAUGGAGACCCAGCCGGACUGCAACGAGGCGGAAAGAUCCAGCUCCUAGGGCACUUAGGACUGAGUCUCAUGUGA
Molecule: messenger RNA, 1017 nt
Organism: Symbiodinium natans
Lineage: Eukaryota; Dinophyceae; Suessiales; Symbiodiniaceae
Source: the annotation of a GenBank genome assembly